Molecule: messenger RNA, 1575 nt
Organism: Bipolaris oryzae ATCC 44560
Lineage: Eukaryota; Fungi; Ascomycota; Dothideomycetes; Pleosporales; Pleosporaceae
Exons: 5
Coding region: 1-1575 (524 amino acids)
Biological process (GO): transmembrane transport
Molecular function (GO): transmembrane transporter activity
Source: RefSeq, a predicted model, not a curated record
AUGGCGGCGACCGAAAGAGAUGGCAACUCAGUUCCAGAGAUGCUCGUUGGUGACCCAGCGCAGCGAAAUCCUGAAAACAUGGACAAGAACACAUCUCCAAGACCAGUCCACGGAGUCAAGUGGGUCCUUAUCGUCAUCUCUCUCCUGGCGUCCUUUUUGCUCUACGCCCUCGACACCACCAUUGUGGCCACCAUCCAGCCCGCCAUUGUCAACACGUUUGGCCAUGUUGAUCUUGUCCCCUGGCUUAGCGUCGCCUUUGCCCUUGCCUCGGCCGCAAGCACGCUACCCUGGUCCAAGGCAUUUGGCCUCUUCUCUGCCAAAAAGCUGUUCCUCGGUUCAACGGCGCUAUUCAUGGGUGCGUCAGUCCUCUGUGGCGGCGCUCCAGACAUUACUGCCUUCAUUGUUGGUCGUGCCCUUGCAGGUAUUGGCGGUACUGGCAUGUAUAUGGGACUUUUGACCAUCCUUUCGCCUCACUGGCUUCUGGUGGGGCAUCGGCACCGUCUUGGGCCCCGUCAUUGGAGGUGGGCCUUUUACCUUAACCCCUGCGUUGGUGGUGUUGUUGCGCCCAUUUACUUCCUCAUCUUGCCAGACUACCAACCUGUACCUGGUGUGCCGUUGCGCUCGCGCCUCGCCAAGCUAGACCACAUUGGAUUCGUUCUCUCUUCCGGCGUGUUUCUCUGUAUCAUGAUGGCAAUGGAGUUUGGAGGCGUUCUCUGGACUUGGGGCGAUGGCAGGAGCAUUGCUCUAUUCGUACUGUCCGGCGUCUUGCUUGUUCUAUUCUGCGCCAAGCAAACCCUCUCUUUCAUGAUUUCCAAGGAAGAUCGCAUCUUCCCCAUACAUUUCUUCCGCAGCUACGAGAUGGUCAUCCUCUUCAUCACCAUGAUGUUUUCCGCGUUUGGAACAUUCAUCACAAUCUAUUAUCUCCCACUGUACUUCCAGUUUACUCGCGGCGCCACCGCCCUGGAGACGUCGGUGCACAUCUUGCCCUAUAUUCUAUUUCUCUCCACCUGCGUCCUAAUCAACGGACAUUACUUGUCAAAGACUGGAUUUUAUUAUUCAUGGUAUGUCUUUGGCUCUGCACUGCAACUCAUCGGCGGUGCUUUGCUCUAUACCGCCGAUGAGACGACCAGCAACGCCAAAGUCUACGGUUACACGAUUCUUCUCGGAACCGGUGUCGGUUGUUACUGCCAGGCCGGCUUCCCCGUUGCGCAGGUAAAGGUUACCGCCUCCGACAUUGCCUACAGCGUUGGCUUCAUGACUGUAAGCCAAAUGCUUGGUAUUGCCUUCGGUACUGGUAUAUCUGGCGCUGUUUUUGCCAACCAGGCGCAUAGUGGCCUUGAACGCCUUUUCCCCGACGCAUCUGCUGAGCAAAUUUCUGCCGCGGUUGCUGGUGUGGGAAGCGAUCUCAUCAAUAAGGCAAGCAAAGAAACUGCUGCUGCAGCCAUUCACAUUAUCGCUUUGGCAAUCCAGGAUGCAUUUAUCCCUGUCUUUGUCACGGGCGCCAUCUCGUUCCUGUGCAGCUGGGCUAUGAAGAGGGAAAAGCUCUUUCAAGAGAGUGACACGACAGGCCAUUAG